Messenger RNA from Fusarium mangiferae, 1620 nucleotides. RefSeq lists its product as uncharacterized. The record is from RefSeq and is a predicted model, not a curated record. Lineage: Eukaryota; Fungi; Ascomycota; Sordariomycetes; Hypocreales; Nectriaceae. The transcript is spliced from 3 exons. Bases 1 to 1620 code for a protein of 539 amino acids.
AUGGCUUCGCGAGCGCGCCUCUCUUUGGGACUCCAAUUCUCGAGCUUGAAUUUUAAAGAUUUGCUUCAUAAAGCAGUAAUCGCAUCGUGGAAGAGCGAGAAAUACUUUGAUAUUUUUCAAGCCUUGGGUAUUCGAGAUCCGUCAUCGACAGACGCAAGCCAAUAUCUGAAACAAUUCCUUGCUUCAGUCGACGGACAAAAACGUCUAGAUCUUGUGGCUUCCUGUCUGGCUUAUAGUGUAUAUGAUCAAGCCUCUCACGUCUUCCACCCUGAGCUAGUGUUCCAGUCCUUCGUCAAGCCAGUUCUGUUCCGUGACGCACAACAGUCACUCCAGCUCAUCGAGGCUGUCCGCUUUCAUUUCGUAAGAUUCGUCAGAAAGAAUGGUCGAGCGGUCGCCAGCCAGCAUCUGCAGGGAAUAAGAGAGAACCAGGGUGUCAUAUUCUGUAGCUGCAACUUGUGCUUACUCGGAACUCCCAUGCACACACUCAGCUGUGGCCAUCGCUUCUGUAGUCACUGCAUCACUAUCGGAGGAAAUUCACUUUCCACUUCUCAAGAAUACACCUGUCUCUUGUGUGAAGAGAAAAAUAAGGCACCACUCAGUAUACGACCACCCACAGCUGGAAUUCGUACGCUAGAGCUUCUCGAGCCCAAGUCCUCUCUCAAACUCCUACACCAAGUGCGCAAGCUACUUUUUGGCCACCUCGCAGACUAUGUGGACUUCGUUAUAGGAGCUGAAUCAGAUACUUCGGUGAUAGAAGGCUACUUCAGCAACAAUUGUGGACUUCCACAACUCUCCAAAGAGCUAAAAGGUGGCAAGAAGGAGAGAGAUGGCCAGUGGCCUGGGCCUUACCCUAUAAACCCUCGCGUUCGUAUUGCUUUGCAUAAAAACGGUCGUUGGUUUCGAAAUUAUGGACCUGCCAUGUCGAAUCCCCGCCGCCCUUUCUUGUCAAGGUUCAAGAUCCCGUCUCCGAAGAGAAGUAAGAGAGAGGAAGUAGACCUUGCAGGGCAGAUGAAUCUGGAGUGCCAAGGUCUAUGGGGAACUGUGCCUCGGUUGAGGAUCCAAUGCCACAAUGAACUGGGUAUGAGUGUUGAGGCAGUUGCGGGGAAACUAUUUUCCGCGUUGUUCUACGUCGACCUCGUCUCACAUACAAGUCUGAGCUCGUACCCAAUUUCUUACGAAGUCGAUAUCAAGUGCUGCCUGCCACCUGGAAAUCACCUCAGUGCAGUCAUGCAUAAGGUGCAGGACAAGGGAUUGAUGGUCAGCUACGGAAAUUGCGGCCGAUGGUAUCAAAAAAUCCUUCGUUUGCCAGGUUGGGAUCCCCUACAGCCCUUCUCCAGGCGGCUUCAGAUCGAAGGCUCGACACCAGAAGCCACCCUAGAAGUCAAAAUUGACUGCCCUAUACGGAUCGGACGGCAGGAAGGUGUCAGCAAUUCCCCUUGUCGGCUGAGAGAUCUUGUAAAGUACAUGGCGCAAGAUCGCAAGGCGAGCGUCACUGAUCUACGUAAAACAAAUACGGUGGCAGAACAGCAGUGCACGAUGGAACCUCUGAAGUGGAACGAUGAAAUCGCUAGGAUAGAUGCCGAGAUAGAUGAGCUACUAGGUUUCUGUAAAGAUAUCUAA